Orbicella faveolata is the source of this 1973-nucleotide messenger RNA. RefSeq lists its product as uncharacterized. Gene Ontology annotation, molecular function: RNA polymerase II cis-regulatory region sequence-specific DNA binding; DNA-binding transcription factor activity, RNA polymerase II-specific. Lineage: Eukaryota; Metazoa; Cnidaria; Anthozoa; Scleractinia; Merulinidae. The record is from RefSeq and is a predicted model, not a curated record. Gene Ontology annotation, biological process: regulation of DNA-templated transcription.
AGAAAUGAGAUAAAAAGUGUCCGAAAAUUAAACGCCCCAAAGGAAACGUCCGAAAUAUUUUGCAAGUAAUGUAUCUUUAAAUUUGCCACGAUGUGUCUCUUCCCGAACGUAUGUCAUUUUUGUAUGUUCAGGUUCAAGCCCAGGCCGUGUUCGUUGUGGUCAGUGUGGAGAUGAACUCGAUUCAUUACGAGGCUAUCUGGAGCACAGGGUGUACAAUCAUAUGGUCAAACAAUGCUGGAUUUGCCAAAAGACAUUUAGCAACAGGAAAAUCCUGAAAAGGCACAUGAAAACCCACACCGGUGAAAAAACAUUUCCUUGCGACCACUGUGACAAGCUUUUCGUAACGCAAUCAGAACGAAAGUCCCACAUACGCCUCUUGACUAUGGAAAAAUCAUUCACGUGCAACUUGUGUGGGAAAGGUUUUAAAAAGCAGGUCUCACUUGACUAUCACAUGGCCACCCACAACAGUGAGAAACCUCACCAAUGCACGUAUUGCUUAAAAUACUUCAAAAGAAAAUGGUCUUACGAUAUUCACGUACGCGCGCACACGGGGGAAAGUCCGUAUCAGUGUAAACAUUGUGACGAGGUCUUCACGAGCAGUCGAUGCCGCCAUCGGCAUACGAUCAAAGAGCAUCCUGACUCUGUUACCAAGAAGGAGUACAACUGCAACUACUGCUCCAGAUCGUUUAAAACCUCGACUUCACUGUCCACUCAUAUUCGAAGACACACUGGUCAAGUUUUACGAUGCGAAGUUUGUUCUUUUGUAACUGUGUCGAAAAUGAACUUAGAAGUGCAUAUGAACAAGCACACAGGUGCACGGCCUUACAAAUGCAAACACUGUCUCAAGGCAUUUUCUCAACCAUCUCGUCUGAAAAUCCAUGAACGUUCUCACACUGGUGAGAAGCCAUAUGCUUGUGAUCAGUGCGAGAAAGCGUUCAUUGAUAAAUACAGCCUUGUAAGGCAUGUCCGCACUCACACGGGAGAGAAGCCUUAUAAAUGCAGCUACUGCAGUAAGGCCUUUGCCCAGGGAUGCCAGCUGCAGUUCCACGAGAGGACACACACUGGAGAAAAACCCUACGAGUGUUCACAGUGUGAAAAGAAAUUCGCUCGUCGACAGGAGCUUAACAAACACUUGGCAACUCACGAACAAAGGGAACAGCAGACUGGGACAAAGAGGAAAAACAGUAGAAGUGAUUCUAACUCAGAUUACAAUUCAGAUAAAACAAAAGGUGCCAGGGAACAGGAGAAAUGUGCCAAAAGACCUGCAAGUUUAAGAAGUGCAAAGCGAAGUAGCAACAAAUACUGAUGUGUUAGCGAACUUAAGCAAAGGGAACAGCAGACUGGAACAAAGAGGAUAAAGAACGUAAGUGAUUCUAAAUCAGAUUGCUAUUCAGAUAAAACGAGAAGUGCCUCUGGACAGGAGAAAUGUGAAAGACUGGCAAGUUUAAGAAGUGCAAAGCAGAAGUAGCAAGAAACAAUGAUAAGAUGACAGUUAUGCAGAAGUGUGUCAAGAAUAAACAGAAAGAGCAUAUUCGUUGCAGAAUCUAUGUGCAUGUUCCCAAAAUGUUUCAAUUUGAGAAUUGGAACCUAAUUGAAAACCGUUUGACUAGAAAUACUAUUAAUGCUACAAAGUAGAAAUUACUAUGAGGUACCAGUCCAGAGAAUGUUCCUUUAUUUCUGCCAUAAUAUUCUCAACCGUUCUCAUUUUUUUUUUUAUGUUUUGCUUCUCCAAAAGAGGGGUGGCUAGCCACCCAAUCCACCUCCCCCCCGCUAAAUCCGCCCCUUCUAAAGCCGUUCUGUGUAACAACUUUAAGACGAAAUCCGAUAGGAAAUCGCGCAAUUUCAGUUUUAAGUGGACAAAACCUUGUACCAGAAUAAUUUUAAGUAUGUAACUGUCCUUUUUGCACUUUAUAAAAGCUAAAGAUAUAAAUAGUUGCCUGAAAUAACACCUAAAACAAUUUCCCAUGGGAACU